AUGCUACAGCAAGUUAGUGCAGAGCGCUGGAGGAGCCCAAAGAACUAUUGCAUGAAACAAGAGAGGAGAGAAGAAACCCUGAUUAAUAAGUCAGUUUUUGCGACGUUCGCCAGUACCUUUGCGUGUCUGCAAAAGACUCGCGACAACAUGAGUGCAGAGCUGAAUAUGGGCCCGGAGCUACCCAGCAGCCCUCUGGCUCUGGAAUAUGUCAACGACUUUGAUCUGAUGAAGUUUGACGUGAAGAAAGAGGGCCUGGCCGGGCUGGAUCGGAACGGGGUGCGCCAGUGCAACCGUCUCCAACCCCAGGGCUCCGUGUCCUCCACCCCCAUCAGCACGCCCUGCAGCUCCGUGCCCUCGUCGCCCAGCUUCAGCCCGACAGAGCAGAAGCACCACCUGGAGGAGCUGUACUGGAUGCCCAACAACGGCUACCACCAGCAGAUAGACCCCCAGACGCUGAGCCUGACCCCCGAGGACGCAGUGGAGGCCCUGAUCGGGGCCACGGCCCACGGCCACCCCCCGCCCCCGCACGUGCAGCAGCAGCUGCAGCAGCAGCAGCAGGGCGCCUUCGAGGGCUACCGGGGUCCGCACCACCACAGCCACCACGGCCACGGCCAGCAGCACCAUCACCCGUACGCGGCCGGCAUCCAGCACCACGGCGAGGAGCUGUCCGGCCACCCCGCUGGCCUGAGCCACGCGCACAGCCAGCACCACCACCAUCACAGCCAGGACCCCGACAGCCCCUCCCCGGUGUCCCCAGAGUCCCACCAGCCGCUCCACCACCACCGCCACCACCACCACCACCACCCGCACGGCCACCUGGGCCAGUCCGGCGCGCACCACGGCUCCGGGGGGGGGCUGAACGUGGAGGACCGCUUCUCCGACGAGCAGCUGGUGUCCAUGUCCGUGCGGGAGCUCAACAGACACCUGCGCGGCUUCACCAAGGACGAGGUCAUCCGCCUCAAGCAGAAGAGGAGGACCCUGAAGAACCGGGGAUACGCGCAGUCCUGCAGGUUCAAGCGCGUGCAGCAGAAGCACGUGCUGGAGAACGAGAAGACGCAGCUGAUGAACCAGGUGGAGCAGCUGAAGGCGGAGAUCAGCCGGCUGGCGAGGGAGAGGGACGCCUACAAACUCAAGUGCGAGAAACUGACCGGGUCAGGGGCCAGCAGCGGGUUCCGCGAGGCGGGCUCGACCAGCGACAACCCCUCAUCACCAGAGUUUUUUAUCUUUCAAAUCAUCUCUUCCACCUUCAGCUGCUUCUCUCAGCAGCAGCAGAGAGUCCCGGGACAGUCGGCCUGCCUCCACUCACCGCCCGGGCCUCAGCACUUUCAGGCUCUACGCAGCUCCACCAGCCUCUAG
This is a messenger RNA of Menidia menidia (Atlantic silverside), 1356 nucleotides long. The record is from the annotation of a GenBank genome assembly. Lineage: Eukaryota; Metazoa; Chordata; Actinopteri; Atheriniformes; Atherinopsidae.